Necator americanus (New World hookworm) is the source of this 201-nucleotide messenger RNA. RefSeq lists its product as uncharacterized. NCBI's taxonomy places the organism in Eukaryota, Metazoa, Nematoda, Chromadorea, Rhabditida, Ancylostomatidae. The record is from RefSeq and is a predicted model, not a curated record. Bases 1 to 201 code for a protein of 66 amino acids. The transcript has a single exon.
AUGAGAUUACACAAAGCGAGGAAGCGUGCUAUGAGCAGAGCCUCCGGAUCAAGCUGCAGUGCAUGCAGCACUCCAGAUGAAGAGAGCGGAGGCAGCCGUGCAAGCGACGAAAACACAAAAGCUGCUCGCUCAUCGCGAACCUACACGUUUCUUGUAGACGAUUCUCGAAAAGGAGGGGAAGUUGCCGAGGGGAAGUUAUGA